Phytophthora sojae is the source of this 544-nucleotide messenger RNA. RefSeq lists its product as hypothetical. NCBI's taxonomy places the organism in Eukaryota, Oomycota, Peronosporomycetes, Peronosporales, Peronosporaceae. Gene Ontology annotation, molecular function: sugar transmembrane transporter activity. The annotation marks the transcript as partial. Gene Ontology annotation, cellular component: membrane. Gene Ontology annotation, biological process: carbohydrate transport. The transcript has a single exon. The record is from RefSeq and is a predicted model, not a curated record.
UCGGCCCCCCGCUACCAUGGAGGACCUGGUCGUGACUGUUGUCCGUGUGCUGGCCUCUCUGGCCGCGUGCUUCCUCUUCGCGAGUCUGCUGCCGGAGAUCCGCGUGGUGCAUCAGCAGAAGAGCACGGCUACUAUGCCCAGUGCGCUGCCGGUGCUGUCCAUGAUCGCCAACUGCGUGGCGUGGGGACUCUACGGGCUGCUGGUCAAAGACUACUUCCCUCUUGUGGCAACGAACGUCGUGGGGCUCACGUUCUCCCUGUUCUACCUCGUCGUGUACUACCGCCACGAAGGCAACAAAGGUAGUCUGCGGCUGGAGAUUCUAGCCACGGCGCUGGUGCUCGCGGGGCUGGUGGCGUACCCAUUCGUUGCAGCGGCUGAAGGGGUGAAAGAGGAGACUGUGCAGGACAUUGUGGGCUUCGUCACGGUGGCUAUCACCUCUGUCAUGUUCGGCUCGCCGCUGGUGCUGGUCAAGCGCGUGAUUCAAGAGCGCAACACGGAGCUGCUGCCGCUCACUAUGAUCGUCGCUGGAGUGGUCAACUGCGUG